Messenger RNA from Antechinus flavipes (yellow-footed antechinus), 4863 nucleotides. RefSeq names its product sorting nexin 16 (gene SNX16). Gene Ontology annotation, cellular component: early endosome; late endosome; extrinsic component of endosome membrane. Gene Ontology annotation, molecular function: phosphatidylinositol binding. Gene Ontology annotation, biological process: early endosome to late endosome transport; endosome to lysosome transport; protein targeting to lysosome. Lineage: Eukaryota; Metazoa; Chordata; Mammalia; Dasyuromorphia; Dasyuridae. The record is from RefSeq and is a predicted model, not a curated record. Bases 2441 to 3478 code for a protein of 345 amino acids. The transcript has 8 exons.
CCUCCCCCCCACCCUACCCCAUUCCAUCCCUGGCCCCCACUGCAUUUAAGAUUUUUGCCUCAGCAGUAAACUGUUCCUUCUUGAUGAGGAUCAGAUUCAGAACAGAAAUUCCCCUAAUUGACUUUGCUACAUUUUUAAAGAUGAAAUGAUUCAUGCAAGUUAAAUGCUUUUUGGCAGAGUGCUUAUUGUUAUCAAAAGUUUUCCUAUCUUUCUGCAUCAGACCCAUAAACUGUUUUUUGAAUUUGUUUCCCGUUUCUGUUCAGGUGAUCAGUAAUAUACUUCAAUGUUACUUAUGCUUCUCCUUCUGAUGAUUUUCACCUGUUCAUCACCAUACUUCCACUCUCACUCAAUCCCUUUUCGACUUCCAGUUAUAACUUUUUAUCUUUUUUACAGUGGAACUUUGCCCUCUCUACUCUGUCCAAUCUUUUCUUUUGACCCCUCCAGAACUAUCCAGUUCUUUCAUGUAUCUCAUUGCACCAAGUCUCAGCAAGAUCCAUGCAAUCAAAAUUUGUCUUCAAAUGCAAGUUCACUUUGUCUCUUGGUCCUUAUUUGGUGAAGGUGUGGAUUUUAUAAAUGCCUUCUUUCUUGGAUUUCUGUCUCCUGUGAAUUUGUGAGCAUUUCUAACUGUUCUUUCUACACUACUAACUCUGUGCCAUCCAGCUUUGUUUGUGGUUAAAGGUAGGUGAUUUUCUCCAUACACCUUUCUCAAAAUCCUUGCUGAAAGGAUUUUCAGGACUACAGUAAAAUACAUUCUUAUCGGCAUUUUUAACAUCACCCUUUUAGGAGCUUGUCAUUCCUGUCAAUUGGGUCUUGAUCCAGAAAUGCACCUUCUUCAGACACACCUUCUUAAUAGGUACCUCCCAUUUAAAGUCUGCAAAGCACUUUAUACACACUAAUCCCAUUUGAUACUCACAACAGCCGGAUGAGUAGGUACUACAGAUAUUACUCCCAUUUUAUAGAUGAGGAAAUAGGCUUAGGGACAUUUAGUGGAUUACCUAUAGUCAGAUGGCUAGUCAAUAUUGGUCAUGGGAUUCUUAGCUUGAAGUGUUCUAAAUGUACAGAUUUCAACAAAAUGCAAACAGAAAAACAAAAAAUAACUAAUAUAUUGAAAUGACUAUAACUAUCCUUUUUUCUUUCCACUUCUGCCAUGGACUUAAAAGUGAAUGAACAUAGGGCAUCACCAUCUAGAUGUCUCGUAUUUAGCCCGUUUAAAAUAAGAGUCCAAAAUAGAGAAUUAAAUUUCUCCAAAAUCUGCUCCCUUUGACUUAUUUUUAUUAAGAGCACUAUCAUAGUUGCCCACGUGAAAAACCUUGGUAUUGUCUUGAACACUUCUGACUCAGCUCUGAUAUCCCCAUCAAUCAUUUAAGGCUCAUUGAUUCUCCCUCCACAAUAUUUCUCAUGGCCUCUUCCCCGCUCACAUCUUGAUUUCCACUAGAAGUUUCUUGCCUAUGAGCUUCAUAUUGCUUCCAAACUAGCUGAAUGCCAUCCGCCAGGGUAGACUUGUGAGUGGGAAGGGUAGCCCUGGCUAACAUCCUCGGUCCUAAGUCGUUUAUAUCAUAUACACCCACCCACUCCCAGCCAAAAAGAAAGUCAUUAAAGCAGACUAGGUCGGACAGAAAUACGACUCCCGCGAUGUUACAUGGCAUCUUGGGAACUGUAGUCUUCCGGUCGCCUACAACGGCGAUUUGGGACUUGCAGUCUUCGCCUCCUUGAGACUCUAGGUCAUAAAAACAAACGUUGAGUCGAGAGACGUUAGGCUCCUCCCACGACAGACCCAGCUCCAGCUGUUUUCCUCUCAGGCCACGACCCGCCCCUCGAACGUAGCGUCACUACAGCGAGUGGCGGCUCCAGCUCCUGGGGGCUCCCUCUGCUGUCCUAUCCCCGCCAGCCCGGGGCUGCGGCUGCUGGAAAGAGGGAGAAAGCGGCGCGGGGGCCGGGCUGAGGGUCACGUGAAGCCGCUCGGGCAGAGAGCCGCUCGGAACUCGUUUAACGGUAGUGGAGAAGAAACAGCGCGGCCCUCUGAGGUACGGAGCGGGGAAGGAAGAGAAAAGCGGGAGCGCCGCACCUGUUCUCCCCCCUUCAGCCGUUGGCCACGGGCUAGGCCGUUACUGCAAUAGCCCAUCGCUCUUGGCACCACGUGGGAGAGAGGGGAAGCCGUGUGUGAGGCCGGGGCGGCCCGAGCUCGCGCCACUGUUCGGAAUCCUGCCCCGGACUAGCCGUGCUCGCGACUUGCGUGGUCUCGGAAGGGCGGGUUCUUUUGCCUCACUCUGCCGCCUCCCAAGUGUGGACCCAUUGCCCCCGCCUGCCUCCAUCCGGGUGUGCCCUCAGCCCGGGUUCACCUGCCCCGAGACAUUGAAUUCUUGAGAAGAAAACAAUGGCACCUAUAUUACUUUAACUGGUUACAAAAAUUGUUAGAUUUGCUUCAGUGUUUCUGAAGAGGAUGGCAACUCCUUAUGUCCCUGUGCCUAUUCCAGUAGCAAAUUCUUCUUCAAAUUUUACCACAAACAGAAGCCAAAGAAGUUCUUCUUUUGGGAGUAUUUCAACAAGUUCAAAUUCUUCUAAAGGCCAACCAGAAGACUCUAAUGUGAAUAGUUACAAAAAGACAACAAUGCCAGAUCAAAUGGACAGCAAUUCAUCCAUCUGUAGCAGCCCCCUUAUUAGGACUAAAUUUACAGGUAUAGAAUCUUCCAUUGAAUAUUCUACUAGGCCAGUGGAAAAUGAAGAACAAAGUUCAGAAUCUGUGAAUUGGGAAGAAAGACCCUCUACACCUACUAUACUGGGUUAUGAGGUGAUGGAAGAAAGGGCUAAAUUUACUGUAUAUAAAGUUCUAAUUAGAAGAAGUCCUGAGGAAAGCUGGGUAGUUUUCAGAAGAUAUACAGAUUUCUCUAGACUGAAUGACAAAUUAAAAGAAAUGUUUCCAGGCUUUCGACUAGCUCUUCCACCAAAACGCUGGUUCAAGGAUAAUUACAAUGCCGAUUUCUUAGAAGAUAGGCAAUUGGGACUUCAAGCAUUCCUACAGAAUUUAGUUGCUCACAAAGACAUUGCUAACUGCCUUGCAGUAAGGGAAUUUCUUUGUCUGGACGAUCCACCAGGUCCUUUUGAUAGCCUGGAAGAAAGCAGGGCUUUCUGUGAAACUUUAGAAGAAACAAAUUAUAGAUUACAAAAAGAACUACUUGAACGACAAAAAGAGGUGGAAUCGCUGAAGAAAUUGUUAAAUGAGAAACAACUUCACAUAGACACUAUAGAGAACAGAAUUAGGUUAUUGUCUUUAGAACAUGAAGAAACACUUAGAAUUUCAAGAGAAGGUGAAUGUACCAGAAAGAUAGAGUCUUCUGCAAUUGAAGCAGAUCAAGAUACGUUGGGUGAAAAAAACAGGUCUGAUAAGAUUCCCAAGGUUGGCUGGAGUGAUUGUGAACCUGAAAAUUCAGUAACUGAAGUGGAGGUAGCUGAAGUGGCCUAUGCUGCUGAAGAAGAGUAAAAGAUCAGCAUCAGCUACCAUAAUCUUUGGAAAUUUAGCAGUUUGGACUGGAUUAUAUUUUAGCAAAAACUGUUUAAAAAAAAAAAAAGAAAAGUAGCUGCAAAGCAUUUAUGGGGGGAGGAAGGGUGCACAUGUGAGAUGUUUACAUAAACAAAAUUAUAACUUAUUGGCAUAGGAAAUAUUCAGUGCUGCUUUUAAAUCGCUUUAUCUAGCCUUCAUAUUUAAUAUAUUUUAAAAGGUCUAGUUAGGUUUAUUUUAACCUAGACCUGUAUUCUUAAAUAUUGUAAAUAAAUGAUUAUGAAAUUUUGCAAUAUGCUUUAAGAUGUAUGUACAUAUAUAUGACACAUAAACAUCACCAUUAAUAUUAGUCAUGUGAAAAUUUAUUACAUGUGUGAAGCACACUUAUUUGUCUCAUACAUAUUUUUAAUUGGUUAAAAUAAGUUAAUAGCAUUUUUUAGUAAAGAUAUAAGAGCCGUUUAAAUUAAGACAUUGAUUUUUAAGUACCUUAAAUUUUUUUAAAGAAAUUUUCAUUUUGAUGCAUUAAAAAAAGAAAAACUUGUUAUUACCAAAUGAAAAGUACCUGAAAUAACAACAAUCGGCUUUCUCCUUAGGUUUCCUGGAAGGAAAGUAGUAAAAUAGUAAUUGAUAAAAUAACUAAUUGAUAUACAGAUAUUGUAUUAUUUACAUUACUCUGUAAUUAUUAUUACUCUGUAUUACAUGUUUAUUUUUCUCUCAUUCUUGAACUAUAGAGAUAAUGAGUUUGCCUUUUUCCCCCAAAUACUACCUCUUACUAAAUAAGAUAUGCUCUUUUGAAAAUGUAUUCUAGAUUAUCUAAAGAUAAUUCAUUUAUAACCAAAAGAGAAAGCCAUAGUUUUGCCAAGUUAAUAUCUAGGUUGUUCCCAAUUGCAGUGCAUUUUUUAUUUCAGUGUAGCUGAGAUGUUUCAGCAUAUUAUAACCAAUUUUUUUUCCAGAAUGUAUUUAUUUAGCCAAGUGAUGCACUUUACAAUGAUUAAAACUCCUUUGUGCCAAGUUUAAUUGGUUAAUAGCUUCAUUACAGAGAGGAGUUAGGAAAAAUGAUUAUGUAGUGCCUUUAAUAUUUAACUGUUACAGAAGUCUUAGAAUCUAGAAGAUCAACUUCGUGAAACUUUUUUAAUGUUUAUUUUGGUCCUGCCAUUAGUUAUUGGAAGUGCCUUUGUUUUUCCCCCAGUGAGAAGUUGUUUCAUGUUUUUUGCCCGUAUGGUUUUGCUUAAUGCUAGCAUGACUAAGGUGCAUAAUUUAAAACUAAGUUAAUGUAUUGGCUGUGUACAUAUAUAUGUGUGUGUGUGUGUGUUUUUCCUAGAAAUGGAAAGAAAGUGAUAAAUAAAGUUGUGGCUCCAUUUUUGUAA